UCCUUGCUUAUCAGUCUUGGCAGUCUCUUUUUCUUCCAAUUCUCAUCGAAAACUGCAAUUUUCGUUGCCACCAUUGAAGUUCCACUCAUCCAUUAAAGCAAAACAAUUUGAAGAGAAAAAAAAAGCAAGGAGAAGAAAUCGAGUAGAAAAAUGAGUAGUCGUGGAAGUGGAGGUGGUUACGAUCGUCACAUCACGAUCUUCUCUCCCGAAGGUCGUCUCUACCAAGUCGAGUACGCAUUUAAGGCCGUUAAAGCCGCCGGAAUAACCUCCAUCGGCGUGCGGGGGAAGGAUUCCGUCUGUGUUGUUACCCAGAAGAAAGUUCCGGACAAGUUAUUGGAUCAGACUAGCGUCACCCAUUUGUUCCCCAUUACUAAGUAUCUUGGACUUUUAGCUACUGGGAUGACAGCUGAUGCAAGGACCUUGGUUCAACAAGCUAGAAAUGAGGCUGCUGAAUUUCGUUUCAAAUAUGGUUAUGAGAUGCCUGUGGAUACAUUGGCAAAAUGGAUUGCUGACAAAUCUCAAGUUUAUACUCAACAUGCUUAUAUGAGGCCACUUGGAGUAGUUGCAAUGAUAUUGGGUAUUGAUGAGGAGGCAGGACCUCAACUAUUCAAGUGCGAUCCAGCUGGCCAUUUUUUCGGACACAAGGCCACCAGUGCUGGAGCUAAAGAUCAAGAGGCAAUUAAUUUCUUGGAGAAGAAAAUGAAAAAUGACCCUGCUUUCUCAUAUGAGGAAACUGUACAGACUGCCAUUUCUGCGUUGCAAUCUGUUCUGCAAGAAGAUUUCAAGGCUAAUGAGAUCGAGGUUGGUGUUGUGAGGAAAGAGAAUUCAAUCUUCAGGGUGUUGUCAACCGAGGAAAUCGAUGAGCAUUUGACUGCCAUCAGUGAGCGUGACUGAUUGGUCGUGGAAGUACCUGAAGCCUUUUCUCAUGUGGUGUGAAAAUCAACUUCAUACGCGUGACUUGUUAUGGAUGUUUGGUAAGGCAUUAGGAGGGUUCUCAUGCAUGUAUUGGACAAUCAAAAGAUAGUCAGUCAUGUUUCGAUGUUGUCAUUAUUGGGAUUGUCGCUGAAGGUGAUUCUUAGAAUUCAUUCUGGACUCUUUUCCUUCGUACCGGAAAUUCACCUAGAAAAAAAAUUCUUCACAACGCUGAGACGUGUUUGACAUUUUUUGGCUUUACAUGUUUGAUGAGCAUCUUUCAAAUGUCUCAAA
Coffea eugenioides is the source of this 1206-nucleotide messenger RNA. RefSeq names its product proteasome subunit alpha type-6. Gene Ontology annotation, cellular component: proteasome core complex, alpha-subunit complex; proteasome core complex; cytosol. Lineage: Eukaryota; Viridiplantae; Streptophyta; Magnoliopsida; Gentianales; Rubiaceae. The transcript has 9 exons. Bases 151 to 894 code for a protein of 247 amino acids. The record is from RefSeq and is a predicted model, not a curated record. Gene Ontology annotation, biological process: ubiquitin-dependent protein catabolic process.